AUGGCGGCCUCACGUCGUGCGCAAAUCCAAUCGCUGUGUGGCGCACGCACUGGUCCAUUGAUCGAUCGAGUCGAGUCAUACCUUGCUGCGGUGGACAUUUGGUCGCGCCGAGGCAACCAGAAGGCGGUCAAGAAUGCAGGCACAGGCGUGGUGGCUAUUUGCUGCUACCUUGCAGCUGAGAGCCUUGACGCUCGAGUACCAGAUCGAGGCUCUGCGAUCCGAGCAAGUGGACUGCCCCCUGCCCAAUUUGCUGCUGCCGAACGCGAUUUCAGAGCAGCAGUGCAAUCCGUCUCAAGCACGUCUUCUCAGUCGCUGUCGGGACCGUCGGAUAGUCUCAACAGCACCUUUGCGGCGAGUCUAAACGCAACACCCACCAAGCGGGCCAUCGGAUCGACAACACCAAAGACGCCCACCUCGGCCAGCAAGAGCAAGGAAGCGCUACUGGCCAAAGCACAGGCUGUUCAGGCUGGCAGUCUAUUUGACCAGACUAUGCGAGCUGCUGCUCCUUCAAAUGCAACUCUGAUAUCGACAAGCACGAGCAGAGUUACAGAACAACCAGGCGCAAGUGCAUCUACCCUUGUACCAGAUGGCAUUGUUAACAAAGCAGCUCCAGCCAGUGAGACAGCGAAGGGGGAUACGUCAAUCGAGAUGCAAUCUCGCAGGAACAAGCGCCGAAGGAUGCGAAAAGUGGUGUUUGGCCUGGCAAUCCAUUCCAGUCUUAAUCGGCUAGACGACCAACAGGAGGCUAACGACGAACGCCGACGCCGAACGAGGAUCCUCCAUCUCCAGUCCACCAUCGAGAAGCUGCGCUCGUCGGACCCGACGUGGCGCUACCUCGACGCUCCUACAGACUUUCUCGUCACCAUCUCGCCGUCGCAGGACGCUGGAAGCAUGGAGGCGUGA
This is a messenger RNA of Sporisorium graminicola, 903 nucleotides long. RefSeq lists its product as uncharacterized. The transcript has a single exon. Bases 1 to 903 code for a protein of 300 amino acids. NCBI's taxonomy places the organism in Eukaryota, Fungi, Basidiomycota, Ustilaginomycetes, Ustilaginales, Ustilaginaceae. The record is from RefSeq and is a predicted model, not a curated record.